Messenger RNA from Plasmodium fragile, 441 nucleotides. RefSeq lists its product as uncharacterized. NCBI's taxonomy places the organism in Eukaryota, Apicomplexa, Aconoidasida, Haemosporida, Plasmodiidae. The record is from RefSeq and is a predicted model, not a curated record. The transcript is spliced from 5 exons. The coding region runs from base 1 to 441 and encodes 146 amino acids.
AUGCUUUACUCCACGUUGCAACUUGGUAUGAUUUUAUUAUUUUUUUAUUUUUGUUUCUUCUUUCAGAUGAGAAUUGCAUCCAUAGAUUUUAGUAUAGAUUUGCUAUUUUCCCAUGAGGAUGUUAACCGUUUGGUUAAUAAAGUACAUGAGUUGUGCGCUGAAAACAACUUUUCCAUUUUUAUAUUAAUCGGAUCUUAUUUAAAUAAUUAUAAACUAUUUAGAGACAUGGGAAUCUUCUUUUAUACCAAUGACGUGAACAAGGAUGAUUUAAUUAACGCCUUGUUUAUGAAUGAAGACAUAAAACUUUCCAAGAAAGGAUGCAAAACUAUAACCUGGGGAAAUGAUUCGAAAAUAUUUGACACCUUCCAAAUUAACAAUGAGUGCUACUCCCGAAAAAGAUUAGAGUAUUUUUUAUCUGAGUAUUUUUUUUCACAUGGCUGA